AUGUCCGAACGUCCACAGCAAAAUCCCACGCCCUCUGUGGCCGUUCAGCAAAGUGAUAACAUUGCGCACGCUCUAGCGGGCGCUGGAGGAGGAGUUUUGUCGAUGAUUUUGACAUAUCCCCUCAUUACCCUAUCCACUAGAGCGCAGGUCGAGUCUAAGCGUGCGCACUCCACCAAUCUCGAUGCGAUUCGACGGAUCGUCCAGCGGGAGGGUAUCUCGGGACUCUACUCGGGCUUGGAGUCCGCUCUCUUCGGAAUCAGCGUCACUAAUUUCGUGUACUACUACUGGUAUGAGUGGACCCGGGCGGCUUUUGAGAAGGCCGCCAUUAAGGCGGGCCGUGCUUCGAAGAAGCUCACGACUGUGGAGUCCAUGAUUGCAGGAGCAAUCGCAGGUAGUGCCACCGUGCUGAUCACCAAUCCUAUCUGGGUAAUCAACACCCGCAUGACGGCUCGUAAGUCGGCGUCGGAGGAACAAAGUCUACCAGGAGCACCGAAAACCAAGGCGUCAACACUCAGUACUUUGAUGGAUCUUUUGCGACAGGAAGGUCCCAAGGCUCUGUUUGCCGGUGUUCUCCCGGCGUUAAUUCUGGUGAUUAACCCAAUUCUGCAAUACACUAUUUUUGAGCAGCUGAAGAAUAUGGUUGAGCGUCGCCGUCGGAUGACCCCCAAGGAUGCUUUUUAUCUGGGAGCAUUAGGCAAGAUUCUGGCCACUAGCAUUACCUACCCAUACAUCACGAUUAAAAGCCGGAUGCAUGUGGCCAGUAAGGAUGGUCCUAAGGAGAGUCUGAAUGGAAGCCUUAAGAGAAUUAUUCAGGAAGAGGGAUGGAAAGGUCUAUAUAAGGGCAUUGGCCCUAAGGUGACUCAAAGUGCGAUUACAGCUGCCUUCCUAUUCGCCUUUAAGGACGUGCUGUAUGAUACAAUGAUAACGUUGCGCAAGAAGGGCGCAAUUCGCAAGUAA
Molecule: messenger RNA, 957 nt
Organism: Penicillium odoratum
Lineage: Eukaryota; Fungi; Ascomycota; Eurotiomycetes; Eurotiales; Aspergillaceae
Gene: pmp47
Product: putative peroxisomal membrane protein Pmp47
Exons: 3
Coding region: 1-957 (318 amino acids)
Cellular component (GO): peroxisomal membrane
Molecular function (GO): FMN transmembrane transporter activity; coenzyme A transmembrane transporter activity; ADP transmembrane transporter activity
Source: RefSeq, a predicted model, not a curated record